Silurus meridionalis is the source of this 5347-nucleotide messenger RNA. It is a transcript of the gene ankrd44, whose product is annotated as ankyrin repeat domain 44. The record is from RefSeq and is a predicted model, not a curated record. Lineage: Eukaryota; Metazoa; Chordata; Actinopteri; Siluriformes; Siluridae. Gene Ontology annotation, molecular function: protein binding. Bases 367 to 3522 code for a protein of 1051 amino acids. The transcript is spliced from 28 exons.
GUUGAGUCGAGCAGAGGCGCAGAGGGGGAGGAGAGAGAAAUCGUUAACUUCCUGUUUUCUGAACGCAUCCAAAUAUAUAGAGCAUACAGGAAGAUGUGCAGCGGAUACACACCCGAUUUGAGCUCUCACUGAACCCUGCUGCAAAUGCGGAUCGUUUCUGGGAUUUCCAGCACCGUCUGCAUUCCUGGAUCCCUGGUCCUGCUCUGCUCUCCAGCCGGAGGUAGCGACUCAUCAACCGGCCAGGGCCGCCACCGAGCCCCGGGGCCCCGACCGCAUCUUUGUGCGUCUACAACGAAAAGCAGGGGGCUUUUGAUUACCGGUGUUCAUCUGCAGAAGGUCGGAUGAAUCGCAUCAGGUGACCUCGAUAUGGCAGUGCUGAAGCUCGCCGAUCAGCCGGCUCUUGUUCAAGCCAUCUUCAAUGGAGACCCCGAGGAGAUCCGCAUGCUCAUCUACAAAUCGGAGGACGUCAAUGCACUGGACACAGAGAAGCGUACACCCCUCCAUGCAGCAGCGUUCCUCGGUGAUGCAGAGAUCAUUGAGCUCCUCAUCCUCUCCGGAGCCCGGGUCAAUGCCAAAGACAACAUGUGGCUCACCCCUCUUCACAGGGCCGUGGCAUCACGGAGUGAGGAGGCAGUGCGUGUGCUGAUCCGUCACUCAGCCGACGUGAACGCACGUGACAAGAACUGGCAGACGCCUCUUCAUGUGGCAGCCGCAAAUAAGGCUCUGCGUUGUGCUGAGCUCAUCAUCCCACUGUUGAGCAGUGUAAAUGUGUCAGAUCGUGGUGGGAGAACUGCUCUGCACCACGCCGCCCUCAACGGACACACCCAGAUGGUCAAUCUGCUGCUGGCCAAGGGGGCCAAUAUUAAUGCCUUCGACAAGAAGGACAGCCGUGCUCUUCACUGGGCAGCUUACAUGGGUCACUUGGAGGUGGUGUGUUUACUGGUGGAGCAGGGGGCUGAGGUCAGCUGUAAGGACAAGAGAGGAUACACACCUUUUCAUGCUGCCGCCUCCAGUGGACAGAUUGCUGUGGUUGAACACCUGCUCAGCCUGUCGGUGGAGAUAGAUGAAGCGAAUGCGUUCGGGAACACGGCUCUGCACGUGGCAUGCUUUAAUGGUCAGGAUGCUGUGGUGAGCGAGCUGAUUGACCACGGUGCUAACGUGAGUCAGCCCAAUAACAAAGGCUUCACCCCUCUCCACUUUGCUGCUGCGUCCACACACGGCGCCCUCUGCCUCGAGUUCCUGGUCAACAACGGAGCUGACGUGAACGUGCAGAGCCGAGAUGGGAAGAGUCCUCUGCAUAUGAUCUCAGUGCACGGUCGCUUUACUCGCUCACAGACUCUCAUUCAGAACGGCGGAGAGAUCGACUGUGUGGAUAAGGAUGGAAAUACUCCGUUACACAUUGCCGCUCGUUACGGCCAUGAACUCCUCAUCAACACCUUGAUCACAGGCGGGGCCGACUGCACCAGAAGAGGAAUUUAUGGAAUGUUUCCCCUGCACCUCGCAGCUCUGAAUGCUCAUGCUGACUGCUGCCGGAAACUUGUCUCCUCAGGCUUCCAGAUCGACACCCCGGACAACCUGGGCAGGACAUGUCUUCACGCAGCUGCUGCUGGAGGCAAUGUGGAGUGUGUGAAGCUGUUGCUCAGCAGUGGAGCAGAUCACAACCGCACGGACAAACAUGGCAGGACUCCUCUCCACUACGCAGCUGCAAGUCGUCAUUUUCAGUGCUUAGAGACUCUGGUGUCCUGUGGUACGUGUAUUAAUGCCACUGAUCAAUGGGGACGGUCCGCCCUGCAUUACGCUGCUGCCUCAGACCUGGACAGGAGGCGGCGUGUCGCCCUGGAGCCAGAGAGUCCUGGAGUUCAGGCAGAGAAAGAGAAGGAAGCAGCUAUGUGCCUCGAGUUCUUGUUGAAAAGCAAUGCAACUGCCUCACUGAAGGACAAGCAAGGUUAUAAUGCUGUUCACUACGCUGCUGCCUAUGGUCAUCGACGCUGCCUGGAGCUGCUCCUGGAGCAAGAGGACCGAAAUCAGGAUAAAGGAAUGAACGGUAACGCCCGGAGUCCACUACAUCUAGCCGCAUACCAUGGUCAUGCACAAGCUCUGGAGGUGCUUCUGCAGGGUCACUGCGAUGUGGAUCAGGGCGAUGAGGUGGGCCGCACCGCUCUCGCCUUUGCCGCCCUCAGGGGUCACACUGACUGUGCUCUGACGCUACUGAACCACGGGGCUUCAGUGCGCUGCACAGACACGGGUCACAGACGCACGCCCAUCCAUCUAGCAGUUAUGAAUGGCCAUACAUCGUGUGUGCGCCUCCUGCUGGAAGACUCGGACAGCGCAGACCUGGUGAAUGCAGCUGAUUCUCAGGGACAGACCCCUCUGAUGCUGGCAGUUCUGGGGGGUCAUGUGGAUGCGGUGUCUCUGCUGUUAGAGCGAGAGGCCAAUGUAGAUGCAGCAGAUCAUCGGGGACUGACUGCUCUUCACUUAGGGUUGCUGUGUGGUCAGGAAGAGUCUGUACAGUGUCUCUUAGAGCAGGAGGCUUCGGUGUUGGUGGGUGAUUACAGAGGGCGUUCAGCACUCCACAUAGCUGCAGCUCGAGGUCACGCGUCCUGCCUCAGUGAGCUGCUGACUAUGGCCUGUUCUGAGAGCCUGUUCCCUGCUCUGAGAGAUCGCCAUGGAUACACACCCUUACACUGGGCCUGCUACAACGGUCAUGAGGGCUGUGUGGAGGUGCUGCUGGAACAGAAAGGCUGUCAAUGCUUCGAUGGGAACCCCUUCACCCCUCUGCACUGUGCUGUAAUAAAUGACCAGGAGUCUUGUGCAACUCUUCUCCUGGAAGCAUUGGGUAGUGAGAUAGUAACCUGCAAGGACUCCAAAGACAGGACUCCUCUUCAUGCAGCUGCUUUUGCUGGCCAUUUGGAUUGUCUUCAGCUGCUGCUUGCCAACGAUGCUUCUGUGGAUGACGUGGACCAAUCAGGGCGCAGUGCGCUCAUGAUGGCAGCUCAGAGGGGCGCAGUCGGAGCUGUAGAGGCUCUUCUGACAAGUGGCAACGUAGACCUCACCUUGAAGGACCAAAAUGGCAACACUGCCCUGCACCACGCUUGCAGCAGCGGCAAUGAAGAAUGUGCUUUGUUCAUUUUGGAGAAACUUCCAGAUGCUGCUUUGGUCAACGUCACGAACGGCGCACUCCAGACACCCCUCCACCUUGCAGCUCGCAGUGGGCUGAAGCAGACGGUGCAGAAGCUGAUGUCUCUCGGUGCCAACGUGCAGCAGUUAGAUGAGAAUGGUCUCACUCCUGCUCUGGCUUGUGCUCCUAGCAAGGAGGUUGCUGAGUGCCUGGCACUCAUUCUGGCUACCAUGAUGCCUUUUUGCUCCCCUUGCAGCUCCGACGCUCCCUCUCCAGGCACCCUGUUGAGAUCUCUUCCUCGCCACGCCAAGGGCCCUCAGGCUCCACGCAGCCCCAACGAUCCUUCUGGUCCGUCCAACGAGGGCACGACCACCGAGAACGACUCCGACUCUGAGACCUUUUGACCUCUGCCCCUUUCUGGAGUCCUUUUCCCUUCCACCUCUAGACUUCUUACAGCACUUGCAGACCUCCGAGGAUUGUACGAAAAAUCCUCCAUUUCCAUGCACUGAAGGCUGGUCUAUGCUUCAUGUAGCCACUCGAAUUAUGAAACGUGACGGAAAACACGUCUUAUCCAAAGCUCCAUUGAUAUCCUAGUGCUGACGAGCUCGUUGGCGUGAGAAGCAUAAAUCAGCCUUCACAAGAACAUCGGUACAUUUUGAUUACACAGAGACUUUUUAAAAGCCGUUUUAGAAUUCCUUUUUUUCUUAUCUGAUCCAUGAAAAAAACAGAUGGUGUAGAUUGUUUUUCUUUUAUAAAUUUUAAUUGUAAUUAAUGGACAAAUCAUCUGCCAAAUAUUGACUCAGCAAAACCACAGUUAGGGUACGCUGUAUGUUUGUUUGCAAGCACAAACCCCAGACAAGUACAAAGACAUGUUGUGUAUGUUGUUACUAAACAGAUGUUUACUAAUAAGUCCUCGUUAACAUCAUUUUAGUUCAGAUCGAGGACCAAGGACAUUGUUUUUAGGCAAACAGGGGAUUUGCAAACUACUGCCACAGACUGAUUGGGAUUUAUAUAUAUAUUGUGUGUGUGUGUGUGUGUGUGUGUGUGUGUGUGUGUGUGUGUGUGUGUGUUUAAAACUUGGAGAAAGAAUACGUUGUACUAGAAAUGUGCAAGCACAUCCGCACAUUAUUAGUGGUAUAAAUGUGUGUAAAUGAAAUGUUAUUAGACCUGAUAGAUGGCGAAGACCAACCAGUCCUGAAGAGUCUAUUACAAUACAAAAAGCUUAAGAAGGUCUAUAUUUAAACCUAAUGCUCUGGGAGUGUUUCUCUGCCACUUUUAUAAUCAUUUACACCGACAGUAUUAAAAUACAAUUAAUUCCACAGGGCCAAGUGAGCACAGCUGCCACACACUCGUGUCUAAAGAGUGUUUAUGCAUAAAAUGGUACAAAUAAUUUGUCUUAAAUAUCUGGACUUAGGCGUUGCUUAGUAGUUGAGCAAAGAACCAUAAAUCCAAUGCUUUCUCUCUCUCUUUUUAUUUUUCCCUUUUUUGCGUUUUGUUCUGCUUUUCUACAAAUCCACUCAAAAACCAGCUACAAGCGAACAGUGCAGCUGGAGUCAGGUUUUCAGGAGGAACGUUACAUUUGUUCCGAUUGAAUCUUUUUUUGUAGUUGUGGUAAUUAUUAUUAUUAAUCUAAACCAAUUGCUCGUACAGAUGGUGCUAAAUUUUUGACCUUCAAUUGAUUUAUUGAAAUUUGACCAAAAAUACUAAUUUAGAUAAAGAAAUAAGAUAAAUCCCCCCAACAUCCUAAUCAUUUUUGUCCACAAUCUGCCAGUUUCUGAAACUUGUCCAGUGCCUUGUUUUGUUUUGGAAAAAUGUGAAAAGGGGGAUUUUAUGGGUUCUUACUGUUCUUAAUGUCUUUUCAUUAUACAGAUCUGUGUGUGUGUGUGUGUGUGUGUGUGUGUGUGUGUGUGUGUGUGUGUUACAAAUGACGAUGUUGGCUACAUUCCUAACGCAUACUGUAUUUUAGCUCAUGGGAAUCGAUACACAGGGCUUGCACACAAAUCGUUGUCCAUCACAAGCACAUGACUAACUGCUUCCUCUCACACGGGCUCGGAUCAGUAACGAGCCGAACGAUGCACCGAAGUGAAAAUCUUAUCAGUAUUAUGCCAGACUGAGACUAAGCUUUGCCAAUCAUGACAAUCCUAUUGUGUGCCACAUGUUCCUCAUGCAGUAUGAAAUGCUGUUAGUCAGCGAAACAUUCUUUUCUAUAAAUCGUAUCCUUAUAAAAUG